GGAAUGGACCGUUUGUGAGAGCAAAUGAAUUUGUACGCGUACGGCGUACCAGUCGCUGCACCGGGCCAGGUUAAUCUCCACGUGCACAGCCUGCCACUGUUCAUGGUGACGUGCUCUACAAUUCUACAAUAAUGAUUUCUCUCUCGUCUCUCUUGCUCUGCUGUGGUUCCAUUAGAAAAUGUUGGUAUCGCUUCAUUGGGUACUUGAGACUUUUCUACAAUAUUAUAUUACUGAUUACGCGUGUGUAUGGGCUGUGUGGGAUAAAACCAACAUGUCGCUUGCGUGCGGGAUGGACAGGGCGACAGGCCAGCGGAAUGUGUAUGGCGACGACGAGCAUCUGCGCUGAGCCUUGCAGAUGGCGCGACAGUCGUUGAGUGCUCGUUGAUAGUGCGGCUUGUCAGUGACCCGUUGUUGUCCAUGGUGGCGACAUGCUGUCCUGCUCGCAGUUGGCCAGGAUGGCGACGUCGGACGGCGCGGAGAGCGUGCAGGGACGGCGGGGAAGCGCCAUGUGCGGCUCUCCGUGGCGCGACCGAAGGUGCGUCGAGGGUCGCGCCGCCUUGUUCUGCUCCUCCUCCCGCUGUACCAGUACAGUAUGUAAUGGUAAUCCCUGAUCGGCAGUUGAACAAGUUGCGCUAGAAGAAGGCCACGGCGCAGGACACCGCGGACAACGUGUCGGAGACUGUGGAUCCGGAGGAGCUGUCCGUGUCGGGCUUGUCGGGCCGCUCCUCGCCGGCUCGCCCUUCCUGGACUCCUUCCCGGGGGCGGGGGGCGCCCCGGUCACUGCGCGUAUCCCGCCCCUGUCCGCCCCGACCAGCCCCAUUCCCCAGCCAGCGCGCAGUGUCGACGGCGCGUCCCCGCGGGCCUCCAUCGGGGACAACGGCGAAAUGAGAGGCUUACUGCGGCAUUUGAGCCAGCGCAGUAAUCCCGCGGAAGACGGCCUGACCGAGCACCGCCCCGAGGUGGCGCUCUUCUCAUCGGCCGGCACCGAAGAAAUGGUCAACUGCGCACUUUCCAGCGCACUGAUCUUGUUCAGGCUUCAGCCAUAAAUGCGCGCACGACGAUUAUACAGACUGCUGCAAGCCUGGAUCGGUGUGCAUUCUGCAGCGCCAGACCAUCCAGCGGCUGCGGCAGGGACUGGACCGAGAGCGCUCGAGCGUCGUCACGCGUCUCCUCCGCGAGCACCACAACCGCCCGCGAGCAGCUCAACGACGGUGAAUGAGAAUCAGGUAAUUAUUGCGUGGAUUCUUGACUAACGGCCGUUGAAAUGGCCGUUGACAGGGUCACAUUCAGACGAUCGGGAGCCUGGUGGCGGAGAAGCCGGAGCUGCAGGCGCAGAUGACCCGCGCCGACCACAUGGCCAAGAAGAAAGCCGAAAGCUACGCCGACAAGCUGGCGGAAUGCGAGCGCCGACUGAACGAGACGCGGCUGAUCGGCGAGCACACCAGCCACAACUUGCACGAGCAGACGGAACGCUACACGGCCUGCACCCGCCAGAUCCCCGACCUCCGGCUGGUCGCCGAGCAGUCGGAGAAGACGGUGGAGACGUUGCGCAUUGAGCUGUUCGAGGUUAAAAAGAAGCUGACCCUCAAGCCCAGGACGUGGAAUCUCUGCGCUUGUCGCGACUCCGGCGAGCAGGAGCAGGUGGAGAGUCUGUCGCGCGACAAGAAGACGCUGCAGUGGAAGAUGCAGGAGCACCAGUGCAGGCGGUGCGCAAGAACAUGGACGCCCUGGUCAGCCACUGCCAGGCCGCUGCCGCAGCCCGCCCGAGGAUGCCGGAGCGGGAGGAUGCCGGGGAGGCGGUCAAGGAGAAUGCGCAGGGGCCGGCGCAGCCGGAAGCUUUAAUUCGGGAAAACGGUCAGCAGUGCGCUGGCUGGUGUGUCUUGCUAAUAGGCACGGUGUUUUGUGCGCUAUAAUUGCUACCGGAGUCUGAUGCAGUCGCAGACGGAGAUGGCCGUCAGCACGCCGGCCUCGGCCAGCUUGCAGCCGCAGCCGGGGCCGCCCACGCCAAGGCCUUCGAGGGGAAGUUCCGCAAUCUGGAGGACGAGAUGCAGCUGUACAAGAAGCGCGUCAUCCAGGCCGACUCCGAGGUCAUCUCCCUCAAGAAUGCGCUGCGCAUCAAGGAGUGUUGCGGACAUUGACAGGAGGAGUCGAAGCGGAUGGAGCGCGUGGGCGCCUACAAGACGCUGGAGCACAAAUCUGUCUCGUCCAUGAAGCCGAAGGGCGAGCUGCUGGAUGCCUGCAGCACGUCAUUGUGCAGCUGCAGGGCGAGACGGAGACCAUUGGUCAGGAAGCGGGAGUGACCAUCCUUCGCUAGCACAAUAUCAUCCUAACUGUCUUACCUGUACGGCUGUAGCCCUUUAAGCGACUACAUUGCGCUGUAGCCGAAGCCGCGCGAACUGGAGAAGUGCCAGCAGAUGCGGGGUCGUGGGAAGAGCGCGACAGAACGGAGGAAAAGCAUCGUCCUGUGACAAUUAUGUCUGUCGGUAUCUGGGAAGCAGUUGGGCUGUUGCGGCUGAAUAUCGCCACACUGUCGGGACUGCGCCAGCCUCCACGCUCCACGACCGCAUACCGCAGUGGAGUCAGGUGCAACGCCGGACGCCCGUUGCCCGUACGAAGGGCGAAGCGGUCAGUGGGGCGGGGCUUGCCGGUCGUGACGCGCGCUGUUGCGGGGCAUGAACGAACUGGAGCACACCACAGUGCUCCAGUUCGUGGGCGCGCCGCACCAACAGCGCAUCAACCGCUGCGCCUGCGCCUGCACCGCAAAGCGCCCUACUGACGGCCCCUGCUGCGCUAAUGCGUCGGCGUGCUGAGGAUCGUCUCAACUGAGGGCCGGAUUUAACAGCGUGUUAUCCAUACAAGACUGUAUUUGUGCGGGAGCGUGUAGUUUCUAAUGGAUCCGUAUACCGUUGUGUUUACGACGGCUAUUACUGAAGGCUUUUGUGGUGUUUUUACGCGUAUGACCGGCAGUCCAGUGAAAUAUUAGCACAAUGUGUCAUGUGUCAGUGUACAGUAUGCUCAACGCAGAAUUUGGCAGAAACCAGUGUCUGGCCAACGAUGGGAAGGCUUCUUAUCCUUGUCAAUCUUAGAAUAUUCUUCUGCAUUUCUUGAGUUUGUCGUGUGAACGAAUAAUUGAGGUGAAAAGUG
Molecule: messenger RNA, 3144 nt
Organism: Paramacrobiotus metropolitanus
Lineage: Eukaryota; Metazoa; Tardigrada; Eutardigrada; Parachela; Macrobiotidae
Exons: 6
Coding region: 1336-1842 (168 amino acids)
Source: RefSeq, a predicted model, not a curated record